CUCUCUCUCUCUCUCUCUACACACCUCUCGCUCUUUCUCUCUCUCCAACUAUACGUUAGAAGAGGCCUCUCUCUACGCGUAGGGAUUUUUUGUUUCCUCACCAUCACCACCACCACCACCACCACCACCAAACCCUCGUCGCAGCGACGUUCGCGGAGGAGGAGUUGGAGAGCGCGGGGAUCGGACCCGGCCACCGCGUCGGAGCCGGAUCCAUGGUGAUCUCGGCGGAGGCACCGGCGAGGCCGCCGGAGCCCGCGGCGGAGCCGGCGCGGCAGCGGAGGGAGGAGCCGCUGCGGAGGGGCGGCGGCGGAGGCGACCACCUCCUUCUCCGGAGCCUCGCGUCGUUCCCGAUCUUGAAGACGUGGGGGAGCCAGCGCCUCCUCCGCUGCGCGAGCGUCAACCGCAACGGCGAGACGAUCGGCGGCGGCGGCGGCGGAGGGGGCCGGAGAUCGGCGGCGCCGCCGAGGAUCCGGUACCCGUCUGCGGCGGCGUCGGCGGCGGAGGAGGAGGAGGAGGAGGAGGAGGAGGAGGAGGGGGGGAGGGGGGAGAUCGCGGAGGUGCGGCGCAAGCUCCUCGUCCACCUUCGCGAGGCCGCGGACCGGAUGAGCCUCGUCCCCUUCCCUGCUCCGGCGCCGGCGCCGGAGCCGGAGCCGGAGCCGGAGCCGGAGCCCGAUCCGGAGCCGGAUCCCUCCUCCUCCGCCGCGGCCGCGACGGCGGCGCGGCCGUGGAAUCUACGGGCGAGGAAGGGAUCAUCAUCGGCGGCGGCGGCGGCGGAGCCCGCGGCGGCGGCGGAGCGGCGGACGGUGAGGCUGAGGUCGGAGGACGCGGAGCGGCGGGAGCGGCCCCGUUUCUCGAUCGCCCUCACCGUGGAGGAGAUCGAGGAGGACAUCUACUCCGUCACCGGCUCCCGCCCCCGCCGCCGCCCCCGCAAGCGCCCUCGCCUCAUCCAGAAGCAUCUCGACUCGUUGUUCCCAGGGUCGUGGCUCACGGAGAUCACCCUCGACACGUAUAGGGUUCCGGAGUAGCCCCCCUCCCCCCGGUAACCUCACCGCCCCCGGUGACCCCUCUCCUCCUCCUCCUCCUCCGCUUAAAGAAACAGUAAGUAGAUCCCUCUCUUCUCCUUUUUAAUCCCGCGGUUUCAGGUGUUUGUGUUUUUUUCUUUUCUAAACUUUUUUACUUCUUCCUAAUUUACGCCCGUUGUAAUCUCUUGUGUAUCCAUUAAUUAACAAUCAACAUUAGAAUUUCAUAUAUGUAUUUUUAGAACUGAGCUAAAAUAUUUUUAGAAUUAUUAUGUGUUUUUCGAUUCUUUC
Messenger RNA from Ananas comosus (pineapple), 1310 nucleotides. Its product is annotated as translation initiation factor IF-2-like. Lineage: Eukaryota; Viridiplantae; Streptophyta; Magnoliopsida; Poales; Bromeliaceae. The record is from RefSeq and is a predicted model, not a curated record. The transcript is spliced from 2 exons. Bases 213 to 1025 code for a protein of 270 amino acids.